UUCGCUAAUUUUAUUGACGUUUCAGCGAGUCUUCGGCCACUUACGCAUGAGAAAUAGUUGGUAACUCUGUGGUAUCGGUCAGACUGGAAUAUUCCUGUUAGAGGAAUACGCGUUUUAGUGUUUUCUACAUAGAGAAAUUAUACUUCGAAAGGCUUGGAGAGCUCAGCAUGGCUCCUCUCACUUCUAAUUUAACCAAGGAGCAAAGAAAACAGCUCUGUGCCCUGCUGGGGAAUGUGAAACUGACUCUUCUCUACAAGGCUUCUUUCCAUGGAUAUAAUGCUUCUGCCUUCCACCAGCAAUGUGACCAUCAGGGUCCCACCUUGCUUGUAGCCUACAACUAUUCAGGCUACAUCUUUGGGGGAUACACUAGUGUAGAUUAUGCUCAAACUGGUGGUUAUAUUACUGAUGAGAAUGCAUUCCUGUUCAGCAUUCAAGAUGGAGCACCUGUCACCUUCAAAGUUAACAGUGGACAUAAUGCACGUCUUGAUGACUCCGGAGUGCCCAACUUUGGUCAACAAUUGUACUUUUGUUAUAACAACCAACCUUAUGUGCAUGAUCAAAGAGUGAAUAUGUACCAUGCUAAAAGAUCCGGGGGUAAUGCAUUUGGGUACAAUUCGGCAUCAUUAUAUGGGAACGACAAUGCGCUGAUUGAAUGUGAAUUGUACAAAGUGGAGCAGAUCCCUAAGGUCAGAGCUGAGGAGAAGCCAUGGAGGAAUAUUCUGUGGACAACUCAACAAAGAGGAAAGCUUAUGGAAUUGAUCAAGAAACAUAAACCCCUGAUGACCUCUGUGAGCCGUGUUCGAAUCCUCAUGAUCGGUCCUGUAGGUGCUGGAAAGUCCAGUUUCUUCAACUCCAUUAACUCCAUCUUCAUGGGUCGCAUGACUGGCAAAGCCAUGUCAGGAUCUUCAAGCACUAGUCUGACCACACAGUUUCGCACAUAUCCAGUGAAAGAUGGUCGUGAGGGAAAGCCAUUGUCCUUUGUGUUAUGUGACACCAUGGGAUUAGAGGAGCAAUCAGGAGCAGGACUGGAUAUCGAAGACAUCAGCAGCAUUCUUCAAGGUCACAUCCAAGACCGUUAUAAAUUCAACCCUGUGACACCAUAUCAAUCUGUGCAAAAAGCCCCCAUAUCUGCAUCUUUACAAGAAAAGAUCCACUGUGUGGUGUACGUGAUAGACGGGACCAAAAUCUCCCUCAUGUCCAGCAAGCUGGAGGAAAAACUUGCUGCCAUACGCAGAAAAGUGAACUCAAUGGGUAUUCCCCAGUUUGUCUUGAUGACAAAAGUAGAUGAGGUGUGUCCCCUUGUGGAGAAAGACCUACAAAACAUUUAUGUCAGUUCCUACAUCAAGAAAAAGGUGCAGGAGGUGAGCUCUCGGUUGGGUGUUCCUCUCUCUUGUGUGUUACCAGUGAAGAACUACAGCCAGGAGUUGGAGCUGAACUUCAGCUGUGAUGUUCUGCUUCUCACUGCUUUACAGCAGAUGCUCAACUUUGCUGAUGACUAUUUGGAUGAUGUCAGUCCCAUGGAAAGAAACUCCAUAUAAAGUGCUUUUUGUUUUUAUGCGUUAUGGGUCAUAGGUUAAAACUGGGGAUAUAGCUGGGUAAGCUUUCUUCUAGAUCUGCAAAAUAUGGUAUCUUAAAUCAGAAUAUUGUUCUGUUUUGGCUAUAUCAUAGUUUAUACAAUAUCCAUGCAAGAAUAAGCAUGAUUUAAGAGCUAAUGAGAAAGUCCAUUUAGGAAAAAAGUUUUUUGCAUCAGAACUGCAACAAAAGUCAUAAUGUUAAUAAUUAUGUACAAUGUAAUGAUUGCUAUUGAAUGUUAUUUUUACUGUACACCAUUGUACCAUUACUAUAGUGUCCUGAGUGCUGCAUAUUUGCAUACACAUUAAUAAACAUAAUGAAACGUGAAAGAGA
Molecule: messenger RNA, 1905 nt
Organism: Myxocyprinus asiaticus (Chinese sucker)
Lineage: Eukaryota; Metazoa; Chordata; Actinopteri; Cypriniformes; Catostomidae
Product: interferon-induced protein 44-like
Exons: 8
Coding region: 168-1538 (456 amino acids)
Molecular function (GO): GTP binding
Source: RefSeq, a predicted model, not a curated record